GCCCUCUUCGCUCGUGCGCGCGCUCGCAGUCUCCACCACCCACCAGCUCAGGCACCAGCAGCAGCGCCGCCGCCGCCGCCCACCUUCUGCCACCGACACCACAGCCACUUUCUCCUCUGCUUCCCUCUACUGUCCUCGCCCUCUGUCGACUAUCAGGUGGGCUUUGAACCAGGAUGGCUGAACCCCGCCAGGAGUUCAACGUGAUGGAAGACCAUGCUCAGGGGGACUACACCCUGCUGCAAGACCACGAGGGUGACGUGGAGCACGGCCUGAAAGAAUCUCCCCUGCAGACCCCGGCUGAUGAUGGAUCUGAGGAACCAGGCUCUGAAACCUCUGAUGCUAAGAGCACUCCAACGGCGGAAGACGUGACAGCGCCCUUAGUGGAUGAGGGAGCCCCCGGUGAGCAGGCGGCCGCUCAGCCCCCCACGGAGAUCCCAGAAGGAACCACAGCUGAAGAAGCAGGCAUUGGAGACACCCCCAACCUGGAAGACCAAGCUGCUGGACAUGUGACCCAAGAGGAGAGGAGAGUUCCGGGCCAGCAGAGGGAAGUGUCUGAGAGACCCCCUGCUAAUGGGCUUAGCUCUCAGGUCCAGCCUACACACGGCCAAGAAGCUUCUGGGGUCUCCGAGCUGCAUCUGGGGGAGAAACAGCCGGAAGCUCCCGUCCUGGCGAUCUCUCACCUUUCCCAGCAUCAUCCUGUCUGCCAGCUGCCUCUCCCACCAGGAGGGCCUCAGGAGCCCCACCAGGAGUGGGGACCAAAGCGAGGGGAGCAGGCCGAGGAGGGGCUGGCCUUUCCGAAGCCCACCUCCCCUGGAUGUCUCCAGACGGAGCCUGGGAGUGUCAAGGUUGUCCAGGAAAGCUUCCUCAGGGAACCAGGGCGCCAUGGAGGUGAGGCCAUGGACCCCGGGACCCCAGGUCUGACCUGCCAGCACGUGUCUGACAUGCCUGGGGCUCCCAUCCUGCCCGAAGGCCCCAGAGAGGCCACACACCAGCAUUCGGGGCCAGAACCUGAGGAUGCAGACGGCAGCUGCUGCGGCUCUGAGCUGCUGGAGCGCCAGCUUCUGGGAGACCUGACCCAGGAGGGGCCGCCUCUGAAGAGGGAGCAGGGCAAAGAGAGGCUGGGGGGCGAGGAGGUGGAUGAAGACCGGGACAUUGAUGAGUCCUCUCCCCAGGACUCCUUUCCCUCCCAGGUCUCCCCACGUCUGCAGAGCCCCACCACCCGAGGCGGGCCAACCCCCGAGGCAGUUUCCGGAGAAGCCCCUGGGAUCCCUGGUUUCCCAGCCAAGGAUGCCAUCCCCCUCCCUGUCGAUUUCCUCUCUAAAGCUUCUGCAGAGACCCGGGUCUCAGAGCCUGAUGGGCCCGGGGAGGGGCCCCCAGCGGAAGGGCACGACGGGCCCCCCGAGUUCAUGUUCCACGUGGAAAUCAAAGCCAAUGUGCAGAAGGAACAGGGACCUUCGGAGGUGGAUUUGGAAGGGGCUGCACUUCCUGGGGCCUCUGGAGCAGAGCAAGAGCCCUGGGGCCCCUCUGAGGGCGAGGACACAAAAAAGACUGACCUUCCAGAACCACCUGAAAAGCAGCCUGCAGCUGGUCUGCCGGGGAAGCCCGUCAGCCGGGUUCCUCAACUCAAAGCUCGCAUGGUCAGUAAAGGCAAAGAUGGGGCUGGACCCGAUGACAAAAAAACCAAGACAUCCACACCUUCCUCUGCUAAAACCCUGAACAAUAGGCCUUGCCUUAGCUCCAAACGCCCCACUCCUGGUAGCUCAGACCCUUUGAUCAAACCCUCCAGCCCCGCCGUGUGCCCAGAGCCAUCUUCUCCUAAACACGUCUCUUCUGUCACACCCCGAACUGGCAGUUCUGGAGCAAAGGAGAUGAAAGUCAAGGGGGCGGAUGGUAAACCUGGAACGAAGAUCGCCACACCCCGGGGAGCGGCCCCUCCAGGCCAGAAGGGCCCGGCCAACGCCACCCGGAUUCCAGCAAAAACCACUUCCACCCCAAAGACCCCGCCGGGCACUGGUGAAUCUGGGAAAUCCGGGGACCGCAGUGGCUACAGCAGCCCCGGCUCCCCAGGCACUCCGGGCAGCCGCUCCCGCACCCCUUCCCUGCCGACCCCGCCCACCCGGGAGCCCAAGAAGGUGGCAGUGGUCCGCACUCCACCCAAGUCGCCGUCUGCAGCUAAGAGCCGCCUGCAGACCGCCCCCGGGCCCAUGCCAGACCUGAAGAACGUCAAGUCCAAGAUCGGUUCCACGGAAAACCUGAAGCACCAGCCGGGAGGCGGGAAGGUGCAGAUAAUUAAUAAGAAGCUGGAUCUUAGCAACGUCCAGUCCAAGUGUGGCUCAAAGGAUAAUAUCAAACACGUGCCAGGAGGCGGCAGUGUGCAAAUAGUCUACAAACCAGUGGAUCUGAGCAAGGUGACCUCCAAGUGUGGCUCAUUAGGCAACAUCCAUCAUAAGCCAGGAGGUGGCCAGGUGGAAGUAAAGUCUGAGAAGCUGGACUUCAAGGAGAGGGUCCAGUCCAAGAUCGGGUCCCUGGAUAAUAUCACCCACGUCCCUGGCGGAGGGCAUAAAAAGAUCGAAACCCACAAGCUGACCUUCCGUGAGAACGCCAAAGCCAAGACCGACCACGGGGCGGAGAUUGUGUACAAGUCGCCCGUGGUGUCGGGGGACACGUCCCCACGGCACCUCAGCAACGUCUCCUCCACCGGCAGCAUCGACAUGGUGGACUCACCGCAGCUGGCCACGCUCGCCGACGAGGUGUCCGCCUCCCUGGCCAAGCAGGGUUUGUGAUCAGGCCCCCGGGGCGGUCAAUAAUCGUGGAGAGAAGAGAGUGAGAGAGUGUGGAAAAAAAAAGAAUAAUGAUCUGGCCCUUCGCCCUCUGCCCUCCCCCAGCUGCUCCUCACAGAUCGGUUAAUCGGUUAAUCACGUAACCUGCUUGUCGCUCACCCCUGGCUCCGGACUUCCAAAUCGGUCACUGGAACGGAGAGCCAAGGUCAUCUUUCCAAAUUGACGGGCGGGCCAAUCAUAAUAAAAUAUUUUUAAAAACCUUUAAAAAGAUGGCCCUACCCAGAAUUUCCUUGGGCAGUUACUUUCGAUUCUUUUUUUUUCCCCCCUCUGAGUGCAAGAGGGAGGAGGAGAGGCUCUGAAAGCUGCUUCUGGGGACUCUCAAGGGCCUGGGGGGCGCCCCAUCCUGGGGGUGUCACAGAGGCAGCAGCGGCAACAAGGGACUCGACACUUGGUGCGCUGGUGGAACCACAGGCGUAGGGCCACCUUUGGAGCAGG
Eubalaena glacialis (North Atlantic right whale) is the source of this 3275-nucleotide messenger RNA. RefSeq names its product microtubule associated protein tau (gene MAPT). Gene Ontology annotation, cellular component: neuron projection. The transcript has 14 exons. Gene Ontology annotation, biological process: microtubule cytoskeleton organization; neuron projection development. Lineage: Eukaryota; Metazoa; Chordata; Mammalia; Artiodactyla; Balaenidae. Bases 174 to 2783 code for a protein of 869 amino acids. The record is from RefSeq and is a predicted model, not a curated record. Gene Ontology annotation, molecular function: microtubule binding.